AAAAUACCUAUAAUCCCACAUAUAAGGCCCAACAUAAACAUUUUCUCAAUUUGUUUCCUUUUUUAUUCGUUUUUCGUUUUUCUAAUUAAACCCCUUUUUAUCUUUUUUUUUUCCCCCUUUUUUUCUUAAGAUUUGUAAGGUAUAUAAGGAAAAGACAGGAGAUUUAUUGAAAUCUGAAGAUGUUAGAGCAGUUGCUGAUAUUUACCAGGGGAGGGUUAAUCCUCUGGACAUGUAAAGAGCUUGGAAAUGCUCUUAAAGGGUCACCAAUUGACACCUUGAUCCGGUCCUGUCUUUUGGAGGAACGCUCUGGUGCAUCAUCAUAUAACUAUGAUGCUCCAGGUGCUUCUUAUACCCUCAAGUGGACCUUCCAUAAUGAGCUUGGCCUUGUAUUCGUUGCUGUGUAUCAGCGUAUUCUCCAUCUUUUAUAUGUGGACGAUCUUCUUGCACUGCUGAGGCGUGAGUUUUCAGAGAUUUAUGACCCAAAAAGGACGGUCUAUAAUGAUUUUGAUGAAACUUUUAGGCAGCUUAGGAGGGAGGCAGAAGCGAGGGCUGAGGAGUUCAAGAAAUCAAAGCAGAUGGUUAAACCUGUCAACAACAUUAAGAAGCAAGGGCAGGUGCUGAAAGCUGGUUUUAAUAAAGGAAGUAAGAAUGGUGACGGUGGCUUGGCUUCUGAUGGCGGGGAUGGUGAUAAAGUGAAAGAUCGGACAUUGGAGAAUGGACACUCCAUUGGUAAUCAUGUUGAGAUUGAAGAACCUAUGGUGGUAGGUGUUGUUACUGGUAAAGAAAAUAAUAUUAGUGCUUUUGAUGUAAGUAAACUUCAGAAAAGAACUAAAGGUGUAAAGAAAACUGAUGCUGUUGUUAACAGGGGUUCCAAGCUGGACCCUAAAAAAAAGGUUACGAAGAAGAAUAGAGUUUGGGAUGAUGCACCUUCAGAGACAAAAUUGGACUUUACUGAUCCAGUGGAUGGAAAUGGAAAUGAGAAUAUAGACGUUGUCGCAGCAGAUCAAGGUGAAAGUAUGAUGGACAUAGAAGAGAUUAUCAGCAGUGACAGUGAAGGUGAAGAAGAUGACAAUGUGCAGAAGGAUAGCAAGCCUGAAGCUAAGAAAAAGGGUUGGUUUUCCUCUAUGUUCCAGAGUAUUGCAGGAAAGGCAAAUUUGGAGAAGGAAGACUUGGAACCAGCUUUGAAGGCUCUUAAGGAUAGGCUUAUGACCAAGAAUGUGGCUGAGGAGAUAGCUGAGAAGCUUUGUGAAUCAAUAGCUGCAAGUCUUGAAGGGAAAAAGCUGGCCUCAUUCACAAGGAUCUCUUCAACAGUGCAGGCUGCAAUGGAAGAAGCUCUUGUUCGUAUUUUAACUCCUAGGCGCUCUAUUGACAUACUGAGGGAUGUGCAUGCUGCCAAGGAACAGAGGAAACCAUAUGUUGUUGUAUUUGUUGGUGUUAAUGGAGUUGGGAAAUCAACAAAUCUAGCCAAGGUCGCUUACUGGCUUCUGCAGCACAAUGUUAGUGUUAUGAUGGCUGCCUGUGAUACAUUUCGGUCUGGAGCUGUUGAGCAGUUGCGAACUCAUGCGCGUAGACUCCAGAUUCCUAUAUUUGAGAAAGGGUAUGAGAAAGAUCCUGCAAUUGUAGCAAAGGAAGCAAUUCAGGAGGCUACUCGUAAUGGUUCAGAUGUUGUUCUUGUUGAUACAGCUGGUCGGAUGCAGGAUAAUGAGCCGUUAAUGAGAGCCCUUUCGAAGCUUAUAUACCUCAACAAUCCAGAUCUUGUCUUAUUUGUUGGAGAGGCACUAGUUGGGAAUGAUGCUGUUGAUCAGUUAUCAAAAUUCAAUCAGAAAUUGGCUGACCUCUCUACUUCUCCUACUCCCAGAUUGAUAGAUGGGAUUCUGCUCACCAAAUUCGACACUAUUGAUGAUAAGGUUGGGGCAGCUUUGUCGAUGGUCUACGUAUCAGGGGCACCGGUCACGUUUGUUGGCUGUGGCCAGUCAUAUACCGACCUGAAGAAACUUAACGUCAAAUCAAUAGUGAAGACACUGCUGAAAUGA
Durio zibethinus is the source of this 2033-nucleotide messenger RNA. RefSeq lists its product as uncharacterized. Gene Ontology annotation, molecular function: GTPase activity; signal recognition particle binding; GTP binding. The record is from RefSeq and is a predicted model, not a curated record. Gene Ontology annotation, cellular component: endoplasmic reticulum membrane; signal recognition particle receptor complex. Lineage: Eukaryota; Viridiplantae; Streptophyta; Magnoliopsida; Malvales; Malvaceae. Gene Ontology annotation, biological process: intracellular protein transport; SRP-dependent cotranslational protein targeting to membrane.